UUUUGUUUCGUAACGUGUGAUGGCUUCAUGACGAUAACAUUUUCGGAGUUAAGUACAAUAUUCUGGAAUGUCUGCUCCUCCAAAACCUUGGGAAGGAGUAGGAAUAAAUGCUAGGUCAAGUUCUGUUUCGUUUGAUUCGCCAUCUCGGCCUCCAAUAGGGUCAUCUGGUCCUAGACCGAAUGCUCUACCAAGUUCGUCCAAUUCAAGUAAAAUGGAUUCUUCCACAAGCAAUGGUACUUCUGUUGCAAAAGUACCUCCUUUGCCGCCACGACCUCAGACACAGAGGUACACAAAUGGAAUGAUGCAUGGAGGGUCGAGAUAUGGUUAUGGAGGAAGUAUGUAUGGAGGUUACAGUGGCAUGUAUGGAGGGGGAAUGGGCCUGGGAGGUUACGGAGGAAUGUAUGGAGGAGGUUAUGGGGGGUAUGGUGGGUAUGGAUUUGGCAUGAAUCGUUAUGGCAACACCAUGAACCAAUCAGGAACAAGUUCUUUUGUGAGGCAGGCAGAAGAAAGUAGCCGAGCAGCAUUUCAGUCAAUUGAAUCUAUUGUGCAGGCAUUUGGAUCUGUUGCCAUGAUGCUGGAGUCAACUCACUUUGCUAUGCAGAACACAUUUCAUGCUGUUUUAAGCAUGGCAGAUCAUUUUAGUAGACUUAGAGCUCAUCUGGUUAGCAUGCUUGGUGCAUUUACACUGUUCAAGGUCAUACGAUAUGUCUUUAGAAAGUUCAAAGCUUUAUUUGGUGUAAGCCAGGGUCUUGAAGAAGAACUUUGGAGCAGUGCAGAAACUGCUGUGGUAUCUUCAUAUGUAAAAGGUGACUCCAGGAAGCGAAGAUCAUGGCCCAUUUUACUGUUCUUUGGAGUUGUUCUUGGUACUCCACUGAUUAUAUGGAAGUUGUUACAGUCUCUGCUUAAAGAUGAGAGUAAAACCAAAGACUGGAAGACAGGAGAGGGAGACCACGUCAUUGCCAGAGCAGAGUAUGAUUUUGAUGGUGAAAAUGAUGAGGAGUUGUCUUUCUGUGCUGGGGACAUCCUUCGACUUGCUCCCAAGGGAAAGCAGCCACGCAUUAGAGGUUGGCUCUUGGGUAGUCUUGAUGGUAGCAGUGAAGGAAUUAUACCUGCUAAUUAUGUUAAGAUUCUGGGUCUGCGUCGUGCAAAGAUGGAACAAAAAGACUCUCAGAAAGGAAGAACUGAUGAAUCAGAGACAUCACAAACUGAUCAAAGUAGGACAUUUGAUGAUAACAUGGAUAAGGAAUCUGAUCAAAUAGUAGAGAAGACAGAUGAAGGUAGUUUGGUUCCAUCUCAGGACUUCCUCACUGAAGAUUCAUUGAAUGAAAGAACACUUGUAGAUGAUAGCUUUUCAGAUACCGAUUUUCAAAAUUUUGAUGAAGUUUAGUGCUUUCAGUUCUAUGCUUUAUUUUCACGUGAAUUUUGUUUUCGUUGUUGUUGAUUUAAGUUGAUUCCCAGUAGUCUCUUCUGUGAAGAUGUUGGCAGGAUUUUGCAGUCACACCCCUAAACCCUUUUAUUCUGAUGAGUGAUUCACAUGCAACUCGUCUGUGCAAUGUUAUUACUUUUUCUGGUCAUUGUGGAGUUCAACUCCCUGAAAAAAAACAAGUUAACCAAAUGAUGGCUGACUCAGCUGCUGGCCAACUGAUGGUCAGCAGUUAACAAAUUGUUGGCUGACAGUUUUAAGCCCACCUUCUGGCCGACAGCUUUGCCAACCAUUGGUAAAAGGGAGCUGGUCACCACAAUUAUUCAUUGUCCAAAGAAUAGUUGAUCAGCGUAUACAGAAUUAUUGUGUACUCAUCAAAAUACCUUUUUCCUGAUUGGUCAAUAACAGAUAGGUUAUAUGCUGCAAAAUGGGAUUUCUCUCAUGUUUUCUUUCAAAAGAAAGAAUGAGAAAGCUUUAGGAAAUGAUUUCACACUAAAUUGUAAGAAAAUCGAAAAAGUUUGUAACAUUUUUGGUUGGUCUGUCACAAUUGUUGUCUGAAUUGACCAAUUCGAAGAAGAGAUGAGCGUGGCAUCUGAAUUCCCAAUGGGGACUCAGAAUUUUUACUUUGUACCAUACUCGUGACACGACAAAAAAACAUCUUUCUCUAGAGAUGAGCAGUUUCUAAACCGUUGAAAUGUGAUGAUAGUAACCAGGAGCAGGGACGUGAUAGAAGCAGUGUUAUGUAAUUUUUGAAAUUUUGUUGAGAAUAUGAUGUACAAAUAAUCAAGUGCCACUGUA
Molecule: messenger RNA, 2221 nt
Organism: Stylophora pistillata
Lineage: Eukaryota; Metazoa; Cnidaria; Anthozoa; Scleractinia; Pocilloporidae
Product: peroxisomal membrane protein PEX13
Biological process (GO): protein import into peroxisome matrix, docking
Cellular component (GO): peroxisome; peroxisomal importomer complex; peroxisomal membrane
Molecular function (GO): protein binding
Source: RefSeq, a predicted model, not a curated record